This is a messenger RNA of Eublepharis macularius, 2341 nucleotides long. Its product is annotated as nesprin-2-like. Bases 128 to 2341 code for a protein of 737 amino acids. Lineage: Eukaryota; Metazoa; Chordata; Lepidosauria; Squamata; Eublepharidae. The record is from RefSeq and is a predicted model, not a curated record. Gene Ontology annotation, molecular function: protein binding. The transcript has 18 exons.
GCGCGGAGAGGCGGCCGGGCGCGCAGGCGGGCAGACAGGCGGAGUCGCGGAGAGGCCGACGGAGGAGACGCGCGCGCCAAAAUUUGGUGAUUGAAAUGAGCUUGCAGACACCCUAGGGACUAGCAACAUGGCAUCUCCGGAAAUACCUCCUGCCAAUGAAGAGGAGCUUUCCACUGACAUUGACGAUCUCCAUUAUUCCCUGCAAGCGGAGCAGGAGAAUACGCAAAAGAAAACGUUCACUAGCUGGGUCAAUUCACAGCUAGAAAAGCAUUCUCCUUCUUCUGCUAUCUCGGAUCUGUAUGCAGAUGUGGGGAAAGGACAUGUGCUUUUGGAUCUGCUGGAAGUUCUUUCCGGACAACAGCUGCCACGGGAAAAAGGAUGCAACCCUUUCCAGUGCAGAAGCAAUAUUGAAAAUGCCCUGAUCUUCCUAAAGAAUAGAUCGAUCAAACUCAUCAACAUUCACGUUGCCGAUAUCAUCGAAGGCAAUCCAUCCAUUGUGCUGGGCCUAAUUUGGACAGUCAUACUGCAUUUCCAUAUUGAAGAACUAGCUUCAACUCUUGGUUGUGGAUACAGUCGUUCAACUCUGGACAGUGCAAGCGCUGUUGGAUCGUCACCCACAGCAAGCCCACCAGCUAAAAGAAGCGGUAAAGUGAAGGAGCGAUGGAAGAUGUCUGCAAAGAAAGCUCUCUUGCUGUGGGCCAAGGAGCAGUGUGCCAUGCAUGGAUCGAUCAGCAUUGCCGACUUCAAAUCCAGCUGGCGGAACGGAUUGGCUUUCUUAGCUAUCGUUCAUGCCAUGCGGCCAGACUUGGUGGACAUGGAGAAAGCAAAGGGUAGAUCCAACAAAGAGAAUCUGAAAGACGCUUUCCAAAUUGCAGAGAAGGAACUGAAUAUUCCCAGACUGCUUGAACCUGAAGAUGUCGACGUCAUCAGUCCGGAUGAAAAAUCCAUCAUGACGUACGUGGCUCAGUUUCUCCAGCAUUUCAAGAGUUUACCUGUGGCUGAAGAGGAAAUGCAGGGGAAAGUCAAAGAGACCUUGAGCUGGCUGAACAUGCAAGAAGAGAAGUUGGCGGAGUUGCUGACGGAGACGAAAUCUGCACCCUUUUACGAGAAAUUCCAAGAGAUGCUGUCAUUUACGGAAACAUUUCAUGAGGAGAAAAAGGCCUUCCUGCCUGUCCUGGCAUCCAAAAGAAAAGAGGAAGAGCUGAGUGAAGAUUCCCUGAGGAUGCAAGAAGCAUGGGACAGACUCACUUCUCAGAUGAAUGAAUGGAAAGCACAGCUGGACCAGUCACUGCCUCAACCUCUGGACUCCAUUGAAUCCUGGCUCCAAGAGAUAGAACAGCAGCUGGCGGGAGACCUCCCGGAAUCUCAAGACCACUGCAAAGCAAUAGCUGCCCUCGAGGACAAAAUGAGAUCCCUCCAGAGCUUGAUGGGAUGUUUCAAAGAACGCUCGGAGACCCUGCAGUCCUUCCCGAAUAGAGACGAGAUGGGCACGCUGUUGGUCCCGCCUCAAAAGCUGGAGGAAAUGAAGAGGAGAUUCAGCAACAUCCAGCUUACAGACGUCAACGUCCUGCUGGAAUACCACCACAUGUUGUGUGCAGCUAUCCUAGAGGAAUUGACGUCAAAGCUGAACAUCUGGCACAUCAAAUAUGGGACCAAGGAGAGCGUUGAGUCUCUGCUGUCGGACUGGAAUGGUUUCAUUGAAGAAAAAGGAUUCCUCACUCAGCUAGAAACAGCCUUUCGCGUAUGUGAAGAGAAGAAGAACCAAAUCAUAAACACUUCUAAUUUUGCCAAGCUAUUUAAGAUGGUAGAGUUGAAGAUUUCCACGUGCAAAGAGUACAUUUAUAAUGUGAAUGCAACUUUGCAAAAGAUUUUGUCCUCCUGGGCCAUCUAUAUGGAGAACAUCUGCUUGCUAAAAGCUUGGCUGGAAGAGACACGGAAAGCACAUCCUAAAAAGAUUCCUACAGAAACCCUGGCGGCCUGGAACUCACGGCACGGAUCUUUAAAUGAAGCUGGAAACUUUUUGAUUGAAGCCAGUAAUGAGGAGGUGGGGUCAGCUCUUUCCGGUGAACUUAAAAAGUUGAAUGGAAAAUGGGCAAAGCUUAUCAAGAAGACACAGUUUGAAAUGCGAUUGCUGAGAAAGCAAGAAGAACAAAUGAAAUUGGAAGCUGGCAGUAAUAGAGGUGUGGAUUCUCCUGCCCAAGCAGCACCGGGGCAACUUGUUCAGCCAGUGGGUGCCUCAGAGGAGUCACUGAAGAUGACCUUGGAGAAUGCUGAGGUGAAGAAUUUGCCUUACCUUAAGCAUUUAUCAACAUUUGGUCUGUUGGAAAUGUUUAGAGCUUAG